This is a messenger RNA of Eimeria necatrix, 192 nucleotides long. Its product is annotated as zinc finger (C3HC4 RING finger) protein, putative. NCBI's taxonomy places the organism in Eukaryota, Apicomplexa, Conoidasida, Eucoccidiorida, Eimeriidae. The record is from RefSeq and is a predicted model, not a curated record. Bases 1 to 192 code for a protein of 63 amino acids. The transcript is spliced from 2 exons.
AUGCAGCCCCAAGCCCCUUCCAUUUCUGUCAACAGGUGCUGCCCCAUUUGCAUGGUGGAGUUGGCGGAUGAGGACGUGGUGCUGGUAAUGCCCUGCGACUCCAGCCCCAUCUGCCGAGCAAACAUCGUUCACCUGAUUACUGGGACAGCGGGUCCCUCACAGGGCGAGAGAGGAGUUGAGAUGCAGGUCUAG